Molecule: messenger RNA, 1077 nt
Organism: Thlaspi arvense
Lineage: Eukaryota; Viridiplantae; Streptophyta; Magnoliopsida; Brassicales; Brassicaceae
Source: the annotation of a GenBank genome assembly
AUGAUCGCCGUCUCAUCGGCGAUGGACAUGUCAAUCAUCUCCUACGACGAGAGCCACCACACCGUCGGCGGCCGGAGCGACGCCGAGGUUAUGAGACUCUACGAGACGUGGCUAGUGAAACACGGGAAGGUUCAGAACUCUCUUGUUGAGAAAGAUCGACGGUUCGAGAUCUUUAAAGACAAUCUCCGUUUUAUCGACGAUCACAACAGCAAGAAUCUAAGCUACAGAUUAGGUCUUACGAAGUUCGCCGAUCUCACUAACGAUGAGUACAGAUCCAUGUACCUCGGAGCUAAGAUGCAGAAGAAGGGAGAGAGGAAGACAAGCCAACUAUACGAGGCGCGUGUCGGUGACGCGGUACCGGAGAGCGUUGACUGGAGGAAGGAAGGAGCCGUGGCUGAGAAAAACGCUAAAGUUGUCACAAUCGAUUCAUACGAGGAUGUGCCAGCUAACAGUGAAGAAUCUUUGAAGAAAGCACUUUCUAAACAACCCAUUGCCGUAGCCAUUGAAGGUGGUGGUCGUGCGUUCCAGCUCUAUGAUUCGGGUAUAUUCGAUGGAAUCUGUGGAACACAACUUGACCACGGAGUUUUAGCGGUCGGAUACGGAUCUGAGAACGGCAAAGACUACUGGGUCGUUAAAAACUCAUGGGGAUCAAGCUGGGGAGAAAGCGGAUACAUAAGAAUGGAGCGUAACAUCGCUGCUUCAUCAGGUAAAUGUGGAAUUGCCGUCGAACCAUCCUACCCGAUCAAGAAUGGUCAAAACCCACCAAACCCGGGACCUUCACCACCAUCUCCCAUCAAACCACCGACCCAAUGUGAUAGUUACUAUACAUGUCCUGACACCGACACUUGUUGCUGUCUCUUUGAGUAUGGCAAGUAUUGCUUUGCUUGGGGAUGCUGCCCACUUGAAGGAGCCACUUGUUGUGAUGACAACUAUAGUUGCUGUCCUCAUGAAUAUCCGGUUUGUGAUCUUGAACAAGGAACCUGUUUAAUGAAGAAGAACAGUUCGUUGAGUGUUAAGGCUUUGAAGCGCAAACCGGCGACACCGUUCUGGUCACAGAGCAGGAAGAACAUUGUGUGA